AUGUUGUUCCCAACUUUUUCCUUUAUCCUUCUAUUUUUAUCGAUUGAUUUUUCACUCCAACAAACAAAAACACAAGUUUUGGACAUUUCAAUCACCCCAAAAUCCCCAAAAAAUAUCGAAAUCAAACUUCUUGACACCAAAUUCAAACCAAUUCAUCAUUUGGUACCUCGAAAAUCACCAAACUCCCAAACUUUUUACGGAAGAAUUCGGCGCGAAUUUGAGGGAAACUCGGUGAAUAUUUUGGAAUUGCAAGGAGGAUUCCGACAAAAUUUGGCGAUAUUUUCAAGUUUUUCCAAUAUUUCGGAUCAUUUGACAAUUUCGGGAGAUGAAUAUAAAUUGAAGAUUGCGUCGAAAAUUGUUGAUUUGACGGAAUUGUUGAUGAGAGAAUUGAAAGGAAAUGGAUGUUCGUGUGUUCAUGGAAAUUGUGCUUGUUGUGUUGAUGUGGAAAUUCCAGAAUUUCGUCAUAAUGGUGAGUUAUGACGUGGCAGGCUUUCUAAAAAUCUCCAUGAUUAUUUCAGCCUGCGUCAACGCCACCUACAAUCCAUCAACAGUUGGUCUCGAUCUCUCAAUCGGCAUUGAUGGACACUAUUUCACCCAGGAAAUCUCAAGUAACAUCUAAACGUUAUCAAUUUAUACAUGUUUUUUUCUUGCAGUCCGUAAUCCUCCCCCGGUUUGCAUCUCGGUUCCAAUUCCUGGCGCUGAACACAUUGCUGGAAUUUGUGUCGCAUUCACAGAUUUGGAUUUGAAUAAAGAGAAGAAGAUUUUGUCGGGAUGUAUUGAUUUGGAGAUCGAGUUGGUGCAUUUGAGAGUUGUUCAAGUUAAAGUCGGAUGUUUCAAAAUGCCAGUUUAA
Messenger RNA from Caenorhabditis angaria, 850 nucleotides. Lineage: Eukaryota; Metazoa; Nematoda; Chromadorea; Rhabditida; Rhabditidae. The record is from the annotation of a GenBank genome assembly.